Messenger RNA from Ceratosolen solmsi marchali, 2607 nucleotides. RefSeq lists its product as uncharacterized. Bases 58 to 2568 code for a protein of 836 amino acids. The transcript has a single exon. Lineage: Eukaryota; Metazoa; Arthropoda; Insecta; Hymenoptera; Agaonidae. The record is from RefSeq and is a predicted model, not a curated record.
UUCGAUUGUUCGUUUCGUGAUUUUUACAGCUUAUAUUGCAGCUGUUAUUAAAUAUCAAUGUAUUCAAUUAUGCACAUGUUAGUAUUACAAAUAUUGUGCUUUUUAUUGAGAAAUGAACUCGCACUUAGUGCAAGCGAAACAGAAACAAAUAAUCCAACUUUUAACUUGGAUUAUACAACGUUAGAAAAAAAUAUUGCAGCAAUAUUCAACAAAGUUGCUCAAAGUUCUGGAACGACGAAACGAAGUGUACCUGCAUUUGAAGCUCAAGUAUCACGAAGUUCAAUACAUUCAACUUCUCCAUCGCCAACAAUUACGUUACGUGCAACUUCUGUUAUGAUACUUCCUAUGCUAAUACCAAGAGCAACUAAUUCUCCAUUGUUUCGUGAAUUACCUUCGUAUGCGCCUCCUUCAAGAGCUUUAUUUACGCCGCCGUUACCCCCUGAAUAUGCUAAUCCAUUUGCUGAUAAACCAACACUUAGAGGAACUAACUUAGAUAUACAUUCGAAUUCUAGACGACCUAUACCGCCACCAAGUCUUACUCCUAUACAUGAAAGGAUACCUAUAAAACCUCCAGACCUAAUUGAGAAUACUACUCAAAAUACUGAGAGGCUUACUUUGGAAAAAAAAAGAGAACACGAUGCUUUAAUUAAAAAUUCGUUUGAAAUAUCAGAUAAACAAAAAGAUUCUAAUGAUACUACAGAUUUUAUACCAUCUCUGCAAUUUACUAGUAUUUCAAGGAUAUUAUCAGGUAGUAAUGGUCGAAAGCAAGAUAUUCCAGAAAUUCUAUUAAAACCAAUUUCAACAAAAUCAUCCUCAAAUUACAUGGUUACAAAAUCAAUAACUGAAAAAUCAUCUACUACUAUGUUAAUAAUAAAAUCAACUGAUAAUAUAUAUCAGACUUCAACAUAUUCUUCAAUUAUAACUUUGUCAAAUACGAAAAAAGAUAAUAAAGAUGAUGAUAACAAUAACUAUAAAAAUUUUAAUAAGAACGAUGAACGAUAUAUUGUUCGCAAUAAUGAUGUCAUCAACGGUGAAAGCCUUUCUUAUCCACAGCCCCAACCUCCACCGAUAACAUCAAAAACGCCUAAUUUUAAUAGUAAGAUUCAGAAUAUAUUAACUCAUUCGGACGACUAUCCUUUUAAAUCAGCGUUAAAAAUUGCAUGGUCGUUACAUGCAUAUUUGACAGCUACAAUGUUUACUUUAGUAGCUUUAUAUUCUGUUUAUAAAAUAGUUCGAUUUGAUGAUGCAACCAAUCUUUUAACACAAUCAUAUUUCUUAUCUAUUCAUUUAUUGUUAACAAUGAUAUGCACUUUAAGAUGUUUUUAUUUAUUUUAUGAUGCAUAUAAUUUUAAUCAUUCUCUUCCAAAGACGCUUUCAGAAGUUCUCGAAUUUUUACCAUUUUCAUUGCUUGCUGCAGCAUUUGCAACAUUAAUACUCUAUAUGUCUCGUUGUUCAGCAAUUCCAUCUUUAUACAGAAAUAAAUUUUCAUCUCCAUUAAUUCUUGCAAUUGCUUUUUUUAUGCAUAUAACUUUAUGUGUUUCUCUCCAUGUAUUUGGGCAUUUGCUUGGUUAUACAGAUGAAUCGAGAAUUCUACCUUUAAUUUGUCAGUGUAUAUACAUAAUUAUUUGUGUAAUUUUAGGAUUAUCCUAUAUGUACGUUUAUCGUGUGAUAAGAUCUCAGUUGCUUAUCACUAACACAAAGUCUAUUAAUAGUCAUAUAGGAAAUGAUUUUACAACGCCAACUUUAAAUACUGCAAUUACAACAACAAUUGCUACCGCUUUGCUUUUUAUACUAAUGGGAUUUAUACAAUUAUAUGAUAUUUUUGGUGUGCAGGAACGUUUGCAACGAUAUUCUUGGCGAUGUUGGGGUUGGGAAUUUUCCGUUCGACUUAUUGAAUUAUUAAUGUGUGGUUUACUAGCUUGGGUUGCAAGUUUAUCACAAUUUCAAUUUCGAGAAAAGCAAAUACAACAACAUGCUAUACAUACAGGAUUUGCUCUUUUUCCUUGCGGUAGUUCUACGUCAACAGAAAAUAUGGAUGACUCUAUGUAUCCAGCCAUAUGUAGUACUAAUCAAGCCAUUCAGAAUUAUACGAUACGUACUGGCAAACAAGUUUAUGAUGAUAGUUUUCCCCUAAAUACUCUAACAGAGCACCUUAAUACAAGUAAUACAUUUGAAAGGCGUUCUAGUAGAAAAUCUGGAACCAUAACACAUUUUCCUCAAGAAAUGCAUAGUUCUUUUGGUCAAUGUAGAACUGAAAUGCAGACACUUUGUAAAUCUGAUAAUUUACACAAAAUUAAUGAAAAUUCCACUUCUGGAUCCACAAUGUUAGUAGCCGAAGACGGUUUCGUUAGAUUUCGAAAUCUCGGACCAGAAGAAGAUGAUUUAUCGGAUCCUCAAGGUUUAAUCGAAUCAAAUAGCGAAGACAAACAAUCUAUAGAAUGCAAUGAAAAUUUUAAAAUAAAAAAAUCUGCUAUUGUCACACAAACACAAACGUAUAACCUAAAUACUCUCCCUCAUAUAUCUUUAGAUCUUCAUCCAAAUGAACAUACAAUUUACAAUAAUACUUAAGCAAAGUGUUGAAAGAUAUUGAAAAAAUCAUUACAUGCC